GAGUCGGUUUGCGACAGCGGCCGCGGAUCCCGCCUGGGGGGCCAAGAGAGGACCCGCAGCGCGGCGCCCGGCCGACGCGCCCGCUCUCCGCCGGCCAGAAAGGUUUCUUUCUUCGCCACGCGUCUCGCCCGCGCCCCGAAGCCUCAGCACCGAAUCCCGGCGCGGGUGUAAACCCGAGACCCGCGAUACCCCGCGCGGCCAGGACUUCCCAGCGUGCGGGCGGCCGGGGACGCGGAGGUUUGGCCUGCGGGCGCGGGGCCGGCGCGGGGCGUUUCCCGGGAGGGUGGCCAAUCUGUGCAGGGCCGAGGCGGGACUCUCUUCACCUGGUUCUGCCCAGGCUGCUGCUCUAGCCGCGGCUCCCGCAGAGAGAGCGAGGAGAGCUGCGGAAAGCACGCGGGCCCGCGGGCAGAUGCAACAAAUGAGAGGCGAACCAAGUUGCUUGGCGCCGCCUCGGCUGCCACCUGAACCCGCAGCGCUGCGGGAGGGGUCCGCGGAGCGCUCGGCUCUACUUAGGCAACUUCACUUCUCCCGCCGCUCGGGAAUUGGGGGUGGGGGAAGAUGGAGAGGUGCAGAGGGCUUGGAGAGGGGCUUGUAAUGAAUUCUUCCAAGAAAACUUUUCUCCUCCUUGAAGGUAUGCGUGCUCACCGCAGCAAAUUUAGAAAGCACGGGAAAUUACUGUGUAAAGAAACGGGGGUGGAGGUGGGGAUGGGACUCGUGUGGAGCCCGGGGGCGAGGGGAAGCCGACCCAGUCUGCGAGCUGCCGCGCCGUGCGGCCGCGAGCCACGCGGGGCACUGCGCUGAGAUUGGGGAAGUGGGCACUGCGGGGCGGGGCGGCCCGCGGUCAGUCGGCCACGCCGUGUUUGUUUCCUUUCACUUCCUGCGGCAGCUGCUCCUCAUGGGGAGGAGAGCGGGGCUCGGGCGGAGCGGCCGCGUGCUCCGGCUCUGAGCGCCCAGCCACCGCCGCCGCCAGGACUUCCCGGACCCACCGGGGCUUCGGCUAUGAGUGCGCGGUGACUAGGCGGCGUUGGGAAACGUGGACCUGAGACUUCGGCACGUGAUGCUGAUUCUGUUUUGAGAGGCUUGAGGAGACUGAAGAAACCCCAAAAUGGAGGACUUUUCUACCAGGACCUACGGCACCAGUGGCCUGGACAACAGACCUCUGUUCGGAGAGACGUCUGCCAAGGAUCGAAUCAUCAAUUUGGUCGUUGGCAGCUUAACAUCCUUAUUGAUUCUAGUAACACUGAUCAGUGCUUUUGUUUUCCCUCAACUACCUCCGAAACCGUUGAAUAUAUUUUUUGCUGUCUGCAUCUCUUUGAUUAGUAUUACCGCCUGCAUACUUAUCUACUGGUAUCGACAAGGAGACUUAGAACCGAAAUUCAGAAAUCUAAUUUACUAUAUCUUAUUUUCUAUCAUCAUGUUAUGUAUAUGUGCAAACCUGUACUUCCAUGAUGUGGGAAAGUGAGGCUCCCAAGGAGAAGUACUUACCAGGUCUCUUCAAAGCUAUUUAUUAGGACUGUGAAUAAGCGCUGGAUAAGGUAUGCGGAAGAAUCUCCUGCAUCUGGAUGUCUGACACAUGAUUUUCAUGUUAAAUGUAAAUCUAAAUUCCCUCUUGCAGGGGAGACAUAUCAUAGAUCACUUUCCUUUUUCUUUAAGGAGCUGAUGUUGCACUUACACAUUCAACCCUUAAAGCUCAAACAGCACA
Messenger RNA from Equus caballus (horse), 1702 nucleotides. It is a transcript of the gene TMEM243, whose product is annotated as transmembrane protein 243. Lineage: Eukaryota; Metazoa; Chordata; Mammalia; Perissodactyla; Equidae. The record is from RefSeq and is a predicted model, not a curated record.